Molecule: messenger RNA, 4017 nt
Organism: Corylus avellana
Lineage: Eukaryota; Viridiplantae; Streptophyta; Magnoliopsida; Fagales; Betulaceae
Product: ARM repeat superfamily protein
Biological process (GO): RNA export from nucleus; protein export from nucleus
Cellular component (GO): nucleus; cytoplasm; RNA nuclear export complex
Molecular function (GO): RNA binding; nuclear export signal receptor activity
Source: RefSeq, a predicted model, not a curated record
CGCAUGAGAAGGAAGUAAAAACCUGAGACUUGAAAAUGGUGGCUUUUUCUCGAGUCCUCUUUACUUCUCUACCACUCCAACCGCAUACAUUUGUCUAUCACUGUUCAUUUUCUCCUUGAAGCCCAAGAAAACCUUUGAAAAUCCCGUACUCGAUACGGAGUAGAACCCAGUAGCCAUGGAGGACAGUAGCACCAAUACAGCCAACAAUGUGGCCCGAGCCAUAGCUGCAGCCCUCGACUGGACCUCCCCUCCCGACGCUCGCAAAGCAGCCGUUUCUUUCUUAGAAUCUAUCAAAACAGGAGAUGUACGGGUUUUGGCAAACACAUCCUUCCUUCUAGUCAGAAAGGAUUGGUCUUCUGAAAUUCGGUUGCAUGCAUUUAAAAUGUUGCAGCAUUUGGUACGACUGCGGUGGGAGGAAUUAAGCUCUACAGAACGUAGGAAUUUUGCAAAUGUUGCUGUUGAUUUGAUGUCUGAGAUUGCAAAUCCUUGUGAGGAAUGGGCUUUGAAAAGUCAGACAGCCGCUCUUGUUGCUGAGAUAGUUAGAAGAGAAGGCUUAGUUUUGUGGCAAGAACUGCUCCCGUCUCUUUUUUCCCUGUCCAGCAAGGGUCCUGCACAAGCUGAGUUGGUUUCAAUGAUGCUGAGGUGGCUUCCUGAAGAUAUUAUGGUUCACAAUGAAGAUUUGGAAGGUGAUCGACGUAGGCUGUUGUUGCGAGGGCUUACUCAAUCUUUGCCUGAAAUUUUGCCUUUAUUAUACACCUUACUUGAAAGGCACUUCGGAGCUGCAGUGCGUGCAGCUGGUAAUCAAGAAAUGGAUGUUGCAAAACAGCAUGCAGCCACAACAAUAAAUACUUUAAAUGCUGUUAAUGCAUAUGCAGAAUGGGCUCCAUUGCCUGAUCUUGCUAAAUAUGGCAUAAUUCAUGGGUGUGGUUUCUUACUUUCUUCUCCUGACUUUCGUCUUCAUGCUUGUGAGUUUUUCAAACUUGUCUCGCCAAGGAAGAGACCUAUUGAUGACUCUGCUUCUGAAUUCAAUUCUGCAAUGAGUAAUAUCUUUCAGAUCUUGAUGAAUGUCUCUAGAGAAUUUUUGCACAGAUCAAGCUCUAGUGCUGGAGUUAUUGAUGAAAGUGAAUUUGAGUUUGCGGAAUAUAUAUGUGAGAGUAUGGUGUCUUUGGGUUCUUCGAACUUGAUGUCUAUUGCUGGCGAUAGCACCCUUCUUCCCCUUUAUUUACAACAGAUGCUGGGGUUUUUUCAACACUUUAAGCUAGUUCUUCAUUUUCAAUCCCUGCUCUUUUGGCUGGCACUAAUGAGAGACUUGAUGUCAAAGCCAAAGGUUGUUGCACAUUCAGCUGGGGACAGUUCGGCUGUUAGUAGUCUAAGCACUGGUUCUGGACAGGCUGAUAGUGAAAAGAGAAAGAUCUUUGAUUUUGUGAAUGAUGAUAUUUGUAGUGCAAUUCUGGAUAUAUCUUUCCAGCGCAUGCUAAAGAGGGAAAAGGUUCUUCCUGGAACUGAACAUACCCUGGGGGCAUUGGAGUUGUGGAGUGAUGAUUUUGAAGGCAGGGGUGAUUUUGGCCAGUAUCGUUGGAGGCUGUCAGAGUUAAUCAGGUUUGUUGCUUCUUACAAGCCCCUUAUAGCCAGUGCUAAAGUUUCUGAAAGAAUUAUUACAAUCAUCAAACACCUCUCGCUUUCUCAAAUGCCUGCUCAGGACUUGGCCGUGAUGGAAAGUAUGCAAUUGGCUUUAGAAAAUGUUGUGAAUGCAGUUUUUGAUGGAUCAAAUGAAUUUGGCGGGGGUAGUUCUGAAGUUCAUCUUGCACUGUGUAGAAUAUUUGAAGAUUUGCUCCAGCAACUUCUUGCUUUGAAAUGGACCGAGCCAGCACUUGUGCAAGCACUUGGGCACUACUUAGAUGCAUUGGGUCCCUUUCUGAAGUACUUCCCGGAUGCAGUUGGUGGUGUCAUCAAUAAGCUAUUUGAGCUCCUAAACUCACUUCCUUUUGUUGUUAAGGAUCCUUCUACAAGUAGUGCACGACAUGCAAGGUUGCAGAUUUGUACAUCAUUUAUUAGAAUAGCCAAAGCUGCUGGCAAAAGUAUUCUGCCUCAUAUGAAGGGUAUAGCUGACACCAUGGCAUAUAUGCAAAGAGAAGGUUGUUUGCUUCGGGGUGAACAUAAUCUUCUAGGGGAAGCAUUUCUUGUAAUGGCUUCUGCUGCUGGGAUUCAACAGCAGCAAGAAGUUUUGGCAUGGUUACUAGAACCCUUGAGCCAACAAUGGACGCAGCUGGAGUGGCAAAAUAAUUAUUUGUCUGAACCACUAGGUCUGGUUCGCUUGUGCUCUGAGACACCAACCAUGUGGUCAAUUUUCCACACUCUGACAUUCUUUGAGAAGGCACUUAAGAGGAGUGGAUUUAGAAAAGCCCAGUUGAAUUUACAAAACAACUUGACAUCUGGCUCUACUCCUUUGCACCCCAUGGCUUCUCAUCUGUCAUGGAUGCUACCUCCUCUUUUAAAACUGCUUCGCGCUAUACAUUCCCUUUGGUCUCCAUCCAUAUCUCAAAUCUUACCUGGAGAGGUGAAAGCUUCAAUGACAAUUACUGAUGCUGAGUUAUUCAGUCUCCUAGGGGAAGGGAAUCCUAAAUUAUCAAAGGGUGCCUUAACUUUCACAGAUGGAUCUCACUUUGACAUGGGUAAGGAAGGAAAUGCGGAGCCAAACGAGUCUGAUAUACGCAACUGGCUGAAAGGUAUCAGAGACAGUGGGUACAAUGUAUUAGGGUUGUCAACAACCAUUGGGGAUUCAUUUUUCAAGGGUUUGGAUAUAGAUUCUGUUGCACUAGCCUUAGUGGAGAAUAUACAGUCGAUGGAGUUCAGGCAUAUAAGGCAGCUUGUUCAUUCAGUUUUGAUUCCUUUGGUUAAAUGUUGCCCUUCUGAUAUGUGGGACAUCUGGCUGGAAAAACUUCUGCACCCAUUAUUUCACUACUCUCAGCAGGCUCUCAGCUGCUCAUGGUCCGGUCUUCUGCAUGAAGGUAGAGCAAAGGUUCCAGACAUCCAUGGAAUAGUUGCUGGGUCAGACUUAAAAGUGGAAGUAAUGGAAGAAAAGCUACUUCGAGAUCUAACUCGUGAAAUAUGUUCACUCCUCUCCGCUAUAGCUUGGCCACCGCUAAAUGCUGGUCUUCCUUCUUUAGAACAGUCUGGGCAUAUUAUCCGUGUUGAUAUGUCUUCUCUCAAAGAUUUGGAUGCAUUUGCAUCAAGCUCUAUGGUUGGUUUUCUUUUGAUGCACAAAGGUCUAGCCCUUCCUGCCUUGCAGAUAUGUUUAGAAACUUUCACACGGACAGAUGGUGAAGCCGUGACAAAAGUUUCUUCCUUUUGUUCUGCUGUGGUUAUCCUCUCUGUAUCAACGAAUAACGUGGAACUUCGAGAAUUUGUUUCUAGAGAUCUAUUUUCCGCAAUUAUCCAAGGGUUGGCCCUCGAGUCAAAUGCUAUUACCAGUGCAGAUCUGGUUGCUCUGUGUCGUGAAAUAUUUGUUUUUCUCUGCGAUAGAGAUCCAGCUCCCAGGCAGGUUUUGCUUUCACUCCCUUGCAUCAAACCCCAUGAUUUGGCUGCUUUUGAAGAAGCUUUGAUGAAGACAUCUAGUCCUAAGGAACAGAAGCAGCACAUGAAGAGCUUGCUCUUAUUAGCUACUGGAAACAAGUUAAAAGCACUAGCUGCUCAGAAAAGUGCAAAUGUUAUUACAAAUGUUUCAUUGAGGACUCGCAAUUUGGUAAAUGUUCCAGAAACCAGAUCUGAUGAUGGGGAUACUCUCGGGUUGGCAGCCAUUCUGUGAAGGGUUCCUAUGAUCUUGGCUGAUUUUCUUGUACAGAAAUGAGUUUUACUUGAAACAGGGACCAUCUUGUUUGACACAUAUACCGUGGUAUGAGGCAUCUUUUUGUCGCCAGAGCUCCACACAAGUUGUAAACCACAUUUCCUCCUCAACACUACUUCCAAUGGAAGAUUUUGACCUCUUUUGAAUAAAUGUUUCAAAGCAUUUCAUUAUUC